This is a messenger RNA of Otolemur garnettii (small-eared galago), 2349 nucleotides long. It is a transcript of the gene PDCD4, whose product is annotated as programmed cell death 4. The transcript has 12 exons. The record is from RefSeq and is a predicted model, not a curated record. Lineage: Eukaryota; Metazoa; Chordata; Mammalia; Primates; Galagidae. Gene Ontology annotation, biological process: negative regulation of DNA-templated transcription. The coding region runs from base 287 to 1696 and encodes 469 amino acids. Gene Ontology annotation, cellular component: nucleus; cytosol.
CUUUUCCGCCUCAGCUCCAGCUUCGCCGCCACGAUUGGCCAGCCGACCUCCUCGUCUCGGCCAAUAAACGCUGCCCUCUCGCCCCCGUGUUACUGGGUAGAACAAAACAAAAACAAACAGAGCGAGAGGGGCCAGAGACACUCCGAAGCGGCGGCAGAGGCUGAGGAACGGGGUCUGGGCCGACAGACCGGGGAACUGGGCGAGCAGCGGCUGUGGCCCGAGGGAUUCUAAAGGAAGACUUUCAUUUGGUAAUUUGUUUAAUCAGUGCAAGUGAAAUUAAGAAACAAUGGAUGUAGAAAAUGAGCAGAUACUGAAUGUAAACCCUACAGAUCCUGAUAAUUUGAGUGACUCUCUUUUUUCUGGUGAUGAAGAAAAUACUGGGACUGAGGAAAUAAAGAAUGAAAUAAAUGGAAAUUGGAUUUCAGCAUCCUCCAUUAAUGAAGCUAGAAUUAAUGCCAAGGCAAAAAGGCGACUACGGAAAAACUCAUCCCGAGACAGUGGCAGAGGAGAUUCAGUUAGUGAUAAUGGAAGUGAAGCCCUUAGAAGUGGAGUAACUGUGCCAACCAGCCCAAAGGGAAGGUUGCUAGAUAGGCGAUCCAGAUCUGGGAAAGGAAGGGGACUACCAAAGAAAGGUGGUGCAGGAGGUAAAGGUGUUUGGGGUACACCUGGGCAGGUGUAUGAUGUGGAGGAAGUAGAUGUGAAAGAUCCUAACUAUGAUGAUGACCAGGAAAACUGUGUUUAUGAAACUGUAGUUUUGCCUUUGGAUGAAAGAGCAUUUGAGAAGACUUUAACACCAAUCAUACAGGAAUAUUUUGAGCAUGGAGAUACUAAUGAAGUUGCGGAAAUGCUGAGAGAUUUAAAUCUUGGUGAAAUGAAAAGUGGAGUACCAGUGUUGGCAGUGUCCUUAGCAUUGGAGGGGAAGGCAAGUCAUAGAGAAAUGACAUCUAAGCUUCUUUCUGACCUUUGUGGGACAGUAAUGAGCACAAAUGAUGUGGAAAAAUCAUUUGAUAAAUUGUUGAAAGAUCUACCUGAAUUGGCAUUGGAUACUCCUAGAGCACCACAGUUGGUGGGCCAGUUUAUUGCUAGAGCUGUUGGAGAUGGAAUUUUAUGUAAUACCUAUAUCGAUAGUUACAAGGGAACUGUAGAUUGUGUACAGGCUAGAGCUGCUCUGGAUAAAGCUACCGUGCUCCUGAGUAUGUCUAAAGGUGGAAAGCGUAAAGAUAGUGUAUGGGGCUCUGGAGGUGGGCAGCAACCUGUGAAUCACCUUGUUAAAGAGAUUGAUAUGCUGUUGAAAGAGUAUUUACUGUCUGGAGACAUACCUGAAGCUGAACAUUGCCUUAAGGAACUGGAAGUACCUCAUUUUCACCAUGAGCUUGUAUAUGAAGCUAUUGUAAUGGUUUUAGAGUCAACUGGAGAAAAUACAUUUAAGGUGAUCUUGGAUUUAUUAAAAUCCCUUUGGAAGUCUUCUACCAUUACUGUAGACCAAAUGAAAAGAGGUUAUGAGAGAAUUUAUAAUGAAAUUCCAGACAUUAAUCUGGAUGUCCCACAUUCAUACUCUGUGCUUGAGCGAUUUGUAGAAGAAUGUUUUCAGGCUGGAAUAAUUUCCAAACAACUCAGAGAUCUUUGUCCUUCAAGGGGCAGAAAGCGUUUUGUAAGCGAAGGAGAUGGAGGUCGUCUUAAACCGGAGAGCUACUGAAUAUAGGAACUCUUGCAGUCUUAGAUAUUAUAAAAAUAUAUAUCUGAAUUGUAAGAGUUGUUAGCACAGGUUUUUGUUUUUUUUUUUUUUUUUUUUUAGCACUUGUUUUGGGUACAAGGCAUUUCUGAAAUUUUAUAAACUUACAUUUAAGGGGAACUUUUAAAAGAAUUUUUUUUUUUUUUUGAGGGGGAAAGGAGAGACAGAAAAGUAACUUCUUAAGUGGAAUAUUCUAAUAAGCUACCUUUUGUAAGUGCCAUGUUUAUGACCUAAUCAUUCCAAGUUUUGCAUUGAUGUCUGACUGCCACUCCUUUCUUUCAAGGACAGUGUUUUUUGUAGUAAAAUCACUGGUUUAUACAAAGCUUUAUUUAGGGGGUAAAGUUAAGCUGCUAAAAUACCCCAUGUUGGCUGCUGCUGUUGAAAAACUGUGCUUUGGGAGUAAAAAAAAAAAAAAAAAGGUUAUUUCUUUGUCUUAAAGAAUUUUUAAAAAAUGAGUUAGUCAUAAGACUUAUUCAUCUUUCCAGGGAACAUAUUGAUUGGUCUUAAAGACUAGACAGUUAAGUAAACGGUGGCUGGAACAUCUAUUUUUCUACAAAACUGGAAAAAUGAACCUGGUUUGAGAAGAAUGUACAACAAAAUAAAACAUGUGAAACAGU